Condylura cristata (star-nosed mole) is the source of this 3117-nucleotide messenger RNA. It is a transcript of the gene ST6GALNAC5, whose product is annotated as ST6 (alpha-N-acetyl-neuraminyl-2,3-beta-galactosyl-1,3)-N-acetylgalactosaminide alpha-2,6-sialyltransferase 5. Lineage: Eukaryota; Metazoa; Chordata; Mammalia; Eulipotyphla; Talpidae. The transcript is spliced from 5 exons. The coding region runs from base 142 to 1143 and encodes 333 amino acids. Gene Ontology annotation, biological process: oligosaccharide metabolic process; ganglioside biosynthetic process. The record is from RefSeq and is a predicted model, not a curated record. Gene Ontology annotation, molecular function: alpha-N-acetylgalactosaminide alpha-2,6-sialyltransferase activity.
UCUCUGCCCACUCAGCCGCGGCUGGCCGGCUGAGCGAAGAUCACAGGCGCCCCUUCCCCUUCACCCACCAUGGAAAACCUCCAAGGAAAAGUGGCCCCGGACACGCGUGCCUGAGGAUUCCGCACAAAAGAGGUGCCCAAAAUGAAGACCCUGAUGCGCCAUGGUCUGGCAGUGUGUUUAGCGCUCACUACCAUGUGCACCAGCUUGUUGCUCGUGUACAGCAGCCUCGGCGGCCAGAAGGAGCGGCCACAGCAGCAGCAGCAGCAGCAACAGCAGCAGGAAGCAGCCACUGGCAGCGCGCAGCCGUCCGUGCAGAGCAGCCCCCAGCCGCGCCCCGGGGCCCCCGCGGGACCGAAGCCACUGGACGGAUACCUUGGCGUGGCGGAUCACAAGCCCCUCAAAAUGCACUGCAGGGACUGCGCCCUGGUGACCAGCUCCGGGCAUCUGCUGCGCAGCCGGCAAGGCCCCCAGAUUGACCAGACCGAGUGCGUCAUCCGCAUGAAUGAUGCCCCCACGCGCGGCUAUGGACGCGACGUGGGCAACCGCACCAGCCUGCGGGUAAUCGCGCAUUCCAGCAUCCAGAGGAUCCUCCGCAACCGCCACGACCUGCUCAAUGUGAGCCAGGGCACGGUGUUCAUCUUCUGGGGCCCCAGCAGCUACAUGCGGCGCGACGGCAAGGGCCAGGUCUACAACAACCUGCAGCUCCUCAGCCAGGUGCUGCCGCGGCUGAAGGCCUUCAUGAUCACGCGCCACAAGAUGCUGCAGUUCGAUGAGCUGUUCAAGCACGAGACAGGCAAAGACAGGAAGAUCUCCAACACUUGGCUCAGCACUGGCUGGUUCACAAUGACGAUUGCCCUGGAGCUCUGUGACAGGAUCAAUGUUUAUGGCAUGGUGCCCCCAGACUUCUGCAGGGACCCCAGUCACCCUUCAGUACCUUAUCACUAUUAUGAACCCUACGGCCCUGAUGAAUGUACAAUGUAUCUCUCCCAUGAACGAGGACGGAAGGGGAGUCACCACCGCUUUAUCACAGAGAAACGAGUCUUUAAGAACUGGGCAAGGACAUUCAAUAUUCACUUUUUUCAGCCAGACUGGAAACCAGAACCCCUUGCUAUAAGUCAUCCUGAGAAUAAACCUGUGUUCUGAGAAAUGAGUGUGCUGGACUGAAACCCCCAAGUGCCGGGCAUAUCAGACAUGUGGGCGCUGGGAUUGUUGGGCCAACAGACAAAAAAGGAGAACAGAACUGGAGGCAGCAAAGUGCCUCCCUCCUCAGGAUGUUCAGUGUACAGAUGCCUAAGAGGCAGGACUAUGAAACAGUGCACUUGGUUCAUGAGGGAAAGUGCCAGAAUGAAUACAUCGUAAUGAGUCUUGCCCCUUCCAGAAGGAAUGAUCAUAGGAUCUGGAGACUUAUUUCAGUGAUGCUGCCAUAGCUAAAAACAUUUUGGAUCUCUUUAAGUAUUGCCUUCAAAACUAAAACACAAAUAACUUUACAAUAAUGGUUGUAUUCAUUUAUAGAAACAUCACGUCAAAAGACAUUUUUCUAUCAAGUCUUAUCCUAACCUGAUCUAUAACCCUGUCAUCUGUUGGAUUCUGUAUGUGUGAUUUGUAAACAAAACUGCUUGAAAGGACAGACCUGAUUUCUGAAGAGCACAUCAUCACUGACUUUCAUACAGCAAAUGCCCAAUAUUUAUUUAUUGAGAGUUUUUUAGUGUACUCUAGGCCAGUAUUUUUAUAGAUUAUGAUUAUGUGGUGAUUUAGCCUUCCUAGCUCUUUAAUCCUGAAUGAUGGUUGGAAAAGGCCUAGAAUCAGGUCAAUGAGUUGCUGUGUUCACCAUGCUCAUAGUAGCAUGCAAUUGUAUUUGCCUUGGAAAUGUUGUUACGUUUGUUGAAGCCUCAGCCUUCAGGAAUAGCUAUAUGAUAUUUUCUAAUGUGCAGAAAUACCCUAAAUGACAAAAUUGAAGACCAAAAACUGCGUCAUUAAAAUGAACAGAUACCAACAAAAGAAAAUGCAGAACAGUUGUCUUGAGUAAUGAUGGAUGUAGGUCACGUCACUUAAUCCCUAGCUUCCUCUUCUGCAGAAUGACGUCACUUCCCUAAAUGUCCUCUUAAAUUUAUCUCAAACCUAAAACUCAGAGCCUUUGUGGACCUAUUUUAUUUGAGGAUUGCACACUUGGAAUGGUGGGGUACCCAAAGUUCCCGGAGUCUUAUUUUAGGGAUUUCCCUACUACCUAUCUCCAGUCUCUUGCUUUUGAAACAUAUUACCCACCUUAUCCCUUUUGGCUAAAAGGGGAGUAGUCUCGGGUCUUCUGGUCCUUCUUACACCAAAUAAGUGGGAGUGUAGGAAGGAAGGAAAACACUUUCAUGAUGUUUCCUGGCUAAGGAGUUGUCUUUUUGUGGGUCUGUGAAGAGAAUACAAGGAGAUUCCAUCAUACAAUUCAUUUACCCUAUGAAUGAUUCAUAGUCAUUGCAUACAUUCACUGUUAUUCCCUGGUCUGCAGUAAUAUGAAGGACCUAUUCAGAGGCAAGAUCAAUUAAUAUGAAAGAUUUCAUUUAAGCAAGUAAUAUUGUUCAAAAACAGUCUUUUAAAAGCUACCAGUGUUUUCUUUGCACAUGGCUUACAAGGCAUUCGUUUCUCUAAUGACAAAUUAGAAGGCCACAGCAAAUAGCAUGUAUGGAAGCUGACAUUGCUUUACAGAACAUGACCUGGCUUGAUUAAAGGUUUCUCAUAUUGCAUUUCUUUUCCCUUUCCUUGGUUAGUGUUAAGAGUUCAUCCCCUUGCACUAACUAGUGGUAUUAGUUAUAGAGCACUAUUGUUGAAAUGCAAAUACAAUCUAGCUGUUUAUAUAGCAAAAAUAAAAUUGAUGUUAUUGAACUGUGACUGGAAAUGUUAAAAGCCAGUACAAUUGAAAUGCCUGUCCAAAUACACUGAAACAUUCUUCCAGUGCAUCCUCUUAAGCUGCACAGUCACUGAACACACAAUUCUUUAUAAAUAUAUGAAUUUUAUAUAAUUGACUUAUAGACCAUCUUGACCAUCACUUUGAAGCGAUGAUGCUCAGAUGAAUGUAGCUCUUUUAGUAAGAUUUUUUUUAAAGAUUUAUUUAUUUAUGCAUACAGAACUGGG